CCUAUUUCUCGGGCUUUUUCCUCCUGUCCCUUCCCCAUUACAAAGCCCGCAAAUGGCAGGUGGGCACGAGAAAGCUACAGGGACGAUGUAUCACGCCGCAUUUCGAUGCAGAUUCACUCGCCGCCAUAAAAGGAAAAGAAAUAUAUUAAUUAAUAACUGUUUUUGUUUGUUUCCAUGGAUUGCCAGCCAAGCAUUGCGAGAGUGCAUUCCAUAAGAGGACUGGGGUCACCUCUGAGAAUUUUAAAUGUUUGUUCCUUAUCGGUAUUAAACAUUUCCUCGUUGGACGCUACGUGACCCGCUAUGGUCGUUGCCAUUUGGUAAAUAAAUAUUUGUUCUUGUGUGGGUGUAAGUGAUUUAGGGUUUGGGUUGAACUCUGAAGCAGCCAUGCCGGGAGGAAGUGGUGAAGAAGUCGAGGUUAUACACUUGUGGGCAUCACAGAGGACUGCCUGCACUUAUUUCAUGUAUUCUUUUGCUCAGAGAGAUGAUGUGGAAGUGCUCGACGAACCUCUCUAUGCAAAUUUCUUACGCGAGACGGGAGCUGAAAGGCCAUACAGAGAAGAGCUCCUAUCGAAAGUGGAAUCAAAAGGAGAUAAGGUUGUUGAAGAGAUUAUAUUUGGCCCUCGGCAGAGGAAGUAUCGAUUCUGCAAGCAUAUGGCGUAUCAACGUCUACGGAGUCGGAGUCUAACAAAGGAGCUUGUAAAGAGAGGAAAGCACUGCAUACUGAUACAAAAUCCUCUUGAUGUUUUGACAUCCUACGGAAAGGACACUUCCCCAUUAUUCACUGAUCUGGGGUAUGAUGACUUGGUUUCCAUCUACAGCGAUCUGUCUCGUGGAGGAAAAUCACCACAUGUCAUUGAUAUGGAGUUAUUGCAAGAGAACCCAGAGGCUACCUUGCGCUGUCUGUGCAAUGACAUUGGUAUACCAUUCCAGUCUGCAAUGCUCAAAUGGGAAGCUGGACCAAAGCCUUUCGAUGGUUUUUGGGCUCCCUAUUAUUAUGGAAGUGUACAUCAGUCUACAAGUUUUGAACCACCAAAAAAAUAUCCUUCUCCGUUUCCACCGAAUUUCUACGACUUGCUGGAGCAAAGCUUUCCUUUCUACAAUUUGCUUAAACGCUAUGCGAGGCACCCAACUGCCAAAUCCUUCCAUCCCUCUCUUCCGGUCCCUGCUAAUGAAAAAUUGCUUUCUUGGGUUGGUGAUGAGCUUAUACCCCGAGAAUCUGCCGAGGUUUCAGUGUUUGAUUCAGUUGUGCAAGGUGGUGAUGCAGUUUGGGAGGGUCUUCGAAUAUAUAAAGGGAAAGUAUUUAAACUGGAGGAACAUUUAGACAGGUUGUUUGACUCAGCAAAAGCUCUAGCUUUCAUUAAUGUUCCAACUCGUGAAUGGGUGAAGGAUGCAAUUUUCACAACUCUAAUAAGGAAUGGAAUGUUUGAUAAUGCACACAUUAGAUUAACUCUCACUCGAGGAAAGAAGGUGACUUCGGGCAUGAGUCCAGAAUUCAACCUUAGUGGAUGCACCUUAAUUGUUCUUGCUGAAUGGAAGCCUCCGGUCUAUGAUAAUGCACAGGGAAUAACAUUGGUUUCUGCUACUACACGCCGAAAUUCCCCUAAUAAUUUGGACUCAAAAAUUCAUCACAACAACCUCCUUAACAAUAUUCUUGCAAAGAUAGAAGCAAAUAAUGCAAAUGCUAAUGAUGCAAUAAUGCUUGACAAGGAUGGUUUUGUGUCAGAAACUAAUGCAACAAAUUUAUUUCUGGUGAAGAAAGGAAAAGUUGCGACACCACAUGCUGAUUACUGUCUACCAGGAGUAACGCGAGCGACUGUAAUGGAGCUCGUGGUCAAAGAAAAUUUGAUCUUGUCAGAGAAACAUAUUAGCUUAUCAGAAUUCCAUACGGCAGACGAGGUGUUCACGACGGGCACUAUGGGAGAACUCACCCCUGUUGUUAAAAUUGACGGACGAGCAAUUGGCGAUGGCAGCGUGGGACCUGUUACAAAAAGGCUGCAAGAAGCUUACAAAAAACUCACUGCACAAUCCGGCGUGCCUAUACCAACAUACCAACAACCUUGAGAAAAAAGGAAAUCAUACCGACCCCUUUUCUCCUAUUUCAUUGCUCCUUAAAGCUUUUGUGUUGCAAUAUCUAAUCAUUAACCGAAUUAGAACUCUAUUGACGGCUUGAGCUCCUGUUCUCGUUCGAUUGGUGGUUAUUUAUCUCUUGGAAGAUGUGAUCUUUUAUGGCUCCAGUCGCGAUGUCUAGGCAGCGUAUGGAUGCUCGGUUUACAGGCCAGGCAGCUCAUCAAGAGUCGACAGAAGCUCGGGAUGUCUUAAAAUUCUGUUGGAAAUUGUUAUCUGUAUCUAAAGUAUAGCGUACUAAGCAAAGCUACUUUGAUUCACAACUAUGACAAGAAAGGAUCCUUUUGGUUA
Messenger RNA from Andrographis paniculata, 2415 nucleotides. RefSeq names its product branched-chain-amino-acid aminotransferase-like protein 1. Gene Ontology annotation, biological process: carboxylic acid metabolic process. Gene Ontology annotation, molecular function: catalytic activity. The record is from RefSeq and is a predicted model, not a curated record. The transcript is spliced from 20 exons. Lineage: Eukaryota; Viridiplantae; Streptophyta; Magnoliopsida; Lamiales; Acanthaceae. Bases 385 to 2061 code for a protein of 558 amino acids.